AUGUCAGCUUCAUACAACGAUCAUGUACACAGGAGAGAUGAUGAGCUCAAGCCCCCUGAGGUAAUCCGAGCAGAGCACAUUGCGAGCCAGGAACCAAGCAUGGACCAAAAGGAUGUAUCUCGGUUACUGCUGAAGAUGGACCUUUUUCUCAUGCCUACAGUGGCACUACUCUAUCUUUUUUGUUUCAUUGAUAGAGCUAACAUCGGCAAUGCUCGAUUGGCAGGCUUUGAGAAGGAUCUCGGCCUCCGAGGCUAUGAUUACAACACCGUACUGUCUGUCUUCUACAUCUCAUACAUCAUCUUCGAAAUUCCCUCCAACAUUGUUUGCAAGUUGCUGGGCCCUGGUUGGUUUAUCCCCGCCAUUUCGCUUGGCUUUGGUUUAUGUUCCAUUGGUACAGCGUUCGUCAACAACCGGGCCCAGGUCUGCGCCGUUCGAUUCCUUCUAGGUGUCUUCGAAGCCGGCGUAUUGCCCGGCAUCGCGUACUAUCUGAGCCGGUUCUACUCACGCGCAGAACUAGGAUUUCGUCUCGGACUUUAUAUCGUCAUGGCUCCCCUAGCAGGAGCUUUUGGAGGCCUCCUAGCUUCUGCAAUCCUUACUCUCGAUAAUUUUGGCAGUCUGACCGCAUGGCGUAUGAUCUUCGCCAUCGAAGGCAUCAUCACAAUAAUUUUAUCCCUGCUUGCAUUCCUGACCAUGACAGAUAGGCCUCAGACAGCGCGGUGGUUGACAGAUCGCGAAAAGGCCUACACUGAGCACAAGCUGCGCGCUGAGAGGGUCGGAUCAUCCGCAGUCUUGGACAAGAUGGAUAAGAAAAAGCUUUUUCGCGGUGUCUCAAAUCCCGUUACACUUGGAACAGCAGUCAUUUUUAUGUUUGACAGCGUCACAGUCCAAGGGCUUGGUUUUUUUACUCCAACAAUUAUCCGCACGAUUUAUCCAGGAAGAACAAUCAUCCAGCAGCAACUUCUUACGGUACCACCGUACAUUGUUGGGAGCUUUUUCGUGAUUGUAGUUACACUGCUAAGCUGGAAGCUAGAUCGACGUCUGGUUCUCAUCAUUUUGAGCACGCCUCUUGUUAUUGUGGGAUAUAUCAUCUUCUUGUCAAGCUAUGUGCCAAGAAUCCGCUAUGCAGCUGCUUUCCUGGUGGCCAGCACAGUUUUCGGUAUAGGUCCGCUUUGUACUGCGCAAGCUAGCGCCAACGUGGUUUCGGACACAUCGCGCAAUAGUGCAAUAGCAACAGCAAUCAUGUUCAGCAACAUGGGAGGCCUCGUGUCGACCUGGAGCUAUCUGCCUCACGAUGCACCUCACUUCCGAAUCGGAAUGGGCCUGAAUCUUGCUACCGCUGCAGGUAUGCUGGUUCUGGGCGUUGUUCUUCUCCUCUGGAUGCGCCGGGACAACAGAUCACGCGAGAAGUGUAACUCUGAGGAGGAAUUAGCUGGUGUACCGGAAGAUCAGAUACAAGACAUGGAUUGGAAGCACCCGGACUUUCGCUGGCAUCCUUAA
Molecule: messenger RNA, 1497 nt
Organism: Boeremia exigua
Lineage: Eukaryota; Fungi; Ascomycota; Dothideomycetes; Pleosporales; Didymellaceae
Product: major facilitator superfamily domain-containing protein
Exons: 4
Coding region: 1-1497 (498 amino acids)
Biological process (GO): transmembrane transport
Cellular component (GO): membrane
Molecular function (GO): transmembrane transporter activity
Source: RefSeq, a predicted model, not a curated record